This is a messenger RNA of Chaetomium globosum CBS 148.51, 525 nucleotides long. RefSeq lists its product as uncharacterized. Bases 1 to 525 code for a protein of 174 amino acids. The transcript is spliced from 2 exons. The record is from RefSeq and is a predicted model, not a curated record. Lineage: Eukaryota; Fungi; Ascomycota; Sordariomycetes; Sordariales; Chaetomiaceae.
AUGGACUACUUUGCCGGCCACUUCCCGCCUAUGGGGCUCGAUGAGCAAGGCCGUGACGGCGAUUAUCCGGCAACGAGAAGCGAGUUCUCAAAGAAUAAGAAUAAGUAUGCGGCCGCCACUCCUGAGCCGACUCAGUCGCCCUCCCCCGAGCCGCCCAAGCCUCCCGAGCCCCCGCCGUCUCCAGAGCAGCCCGAGACGCCCCCGCCGUCUCCUCCAAGGCCCAAGCCCGGGAAGAGACCCGCCUACAGCGGCAAGUCCGUUUAUUUCAACAUAGGUUCACUGGACUCCCGCUACGUUCUCCGAAUCGACCUGGAAAAGUUUCCCCUCCCGCCCGUCGACUUAGGCAACCCCAAACGCAAGUACCCAGACAGCCAAUGCUGGGACUUGGUCUAUGAUAUGUCCUGGGGCCAGAUGAACCUUAUGGACUUGGAAGACUUCGUUCCACCACAGUGGUGGAGCUUCGACUGGGCGUUCGACCCCAAGAUCAAGGAGCACCCUGACGAAGAGACCGUUUUUGCCUUCUAG